Drosophila bipectinata is the source of this 469-nucleotide messenger RNA. It is a transcript of the gene Dph3, whose product is annotated as Diphthamide biosynthesis 3. NCBI's taxonomy places the organism in Eukaryota, Metazoa, Arthropoda, Insecta, Diptera, Drosophilidae. The record is from RefSeq and is a predicted model, not a curated record.
CACAAUUCAACGUGCCUAGCGUGGUUGUUUUAUUCGCUGUAGUAAAUACGGAUUAUAAUGAAAUUAAACCCUUGAUGCAACAAUGAGCAUAUAUCACGACGAAGUGGAAAUCGAAGACUUUGAGUACGACGAAGAGGAGGAAAUGUACUACUACCCUUGCCCUUGUGGUGAUCGAUUUCAGAUCUCCAAGGAAGAGCUCAUUGAAGGCGAGGAGGUGGCCACAUGUCCCAGUUGUUCGCUAAUCAUUAAGGUCAUUUACGAUCCGGAAAUGUUCAAAGCUGAGGAAGACGAAGAAACGGCUCUGAACGAAAAGUUGGGGGACUUGAAGCUGGAAAAGAACUAAAAACAAGUUCUUUGGUGUAAUUAAAUAGUUUUAUUUAUAUAUUUUUAUAUAUAGACUUCGUUUUAGUGUAAAUAAUACGUUGACUAGUAAACAAUGAAAAUAUUCAAGCUCGGCGAAACAAUUCAA